CUUAGAUACCAGGCUGCAAGGCUCUUUCCCUUCCGGUUUCUGCGCCCUUUCUCUGCGCGCUGGUUUCGACCUGGGCUGUGUAGUGUGGAGAAGGGGCGGGAUCCUUCCUCCCUUCUGCUCCUACUGGGGCGAGUCCACUUCGUGCCUGGCUGGAUUUCAGGGGUCCGAAGUGUCAGCUGUAGGCCUGGUGAAGCUUGGUGGCCCCAUGGCCCCGCUCGGAGCUUCCCCGCGUCUGGUGUUGCUGUUUAGCGGGAAGAGAAAAUCCGGGAAGGACUUCGUGACCGAGAGGCUGCAGAGCAGACUUGGAGGUAACAUCUGUGCUGUCCUGCGGCUCUCUGGUCCACUCAAGGAGCAGUACGCUCGGGAGCAUGGCUUGGACUUCCAGAAACUUCUGGACGCAAGCACUUACAAGGAGACCUAUCGGAGGGACAUGAUCUGUUGGGGGGAGGAGAAGCGCCAGGCUGACCCAGGCUUCUUCUGCCGGAAGAUUGUGGAAGGCGUGUCCCAGCCUAUCUGGCUCGUGAGUGACACACGGAGGGUGUCUGACAUCCAGUGGUUUCAGGAGGCCUACGGGGCUUUGACACAGACUGUCCGAGUAGUAGCCUCGGAGCAGAGUCGACAGCAACGGGGCUGGGUAUUCACACCAGGGGUAGACGAUGCUGAGUCAGAAUGUGGCCUGGACAACUUUGGGGACUUUGACUGGGUCAUUGAGAACCACGGAGAUGAACAGUGCUUGGAGGAUCAGUUGGAGAACCUUCUGGAAUUUAUUCAUGCCAAACUUCAGUGCUAAGGCUUGAGGGGUGAGCAGAGACUGAUGGACCGGGCGAACCCUGCUUCUACCAGAUGUGCGUCCCCAGUCCUGGCUGAGGUCAGAAAACAGACAAACGGUCUGGCUUUAAACUUCCAGAGGAAUGAGGAGGAUGCUCAUGGGUAAUGGCAAAUAAAGAAACCUCCGGUGUGUGUGCCUUCCCUGGAGAGGACGCUUACAGGGCAAAGGCCGGUGCAUUAGUUUUGCGUGAGACAGAAACAUUCCCAUGCCCAUGGUGGGGCAGGCCUGCAGAACUGUGGUGGUGUUGCUUCCCUGUGUGUAAGCUUUCAGCCCUGGAAUCCUAAUAAACCUCCUUGGAACACAGCUUA
Messenger RNA from Rattus rattus (black rat), 1137 nucleotides. It is a transcript of the gene Pmvk, whose product is annotated as phosphomevalonate kinase. The record is from RefSeq and is a predicted model, not a curated record. Gene Ontology annotation, cellular component: cytoplasm. Gene Ontology annotation, molecular function: phosphomevalonate kinase activity. The transcript has 5 exons. Gene Ontology annotation, biological process: cholesterol biosynthetic process; isopentenyl diphosphate biosynthetic process, mevalonate pathway. The coding region runs from base 206 to 790 and encodes 194 amino acids. Lineage: Eukaryota; Metazoa; Chordata; Mammalia; Rodentia; Muridae.